ACCGGUCACACGGGGGCUCCGCGCGCGCCGUCCGCCUCACCUCCUGCUCGGGUCCUUCCCUUUGAAAAGGUCUGGCAACCCCCGGGGGCUAAAGCAUUCGAGGCGCGGGCGCGGGGCCAGUUUUGCGCGCUCCCGGUGCCGAGUGCGGCUCCACGGCAGUCGGCGAGCGAGGCGGGCUGCGGGCGGGCGGGCGCGCAGGCAGCUGUGGCUCCACGGGAUGACUCCCACGCCGCCGCGGCGAUGUCGCAGCCGAACGCAGCUCCGAGCCCGCUGACGUCCACCUCGGAUGACGAGCGGAGGGCUUCUGCACUGCGAUGCUGACAUGUUUCCUCGUCGGGGAGAAGAAUCUCGGCGCUGUGCGGCAUAGAGGAGGCAGCGGCGUGGAGCGACGUGCACGCGCACAGCGGACUGUUGCAGCACGGCAGCAUCAUGGAGGCUGGAUGUGUGGUUGCCGCGGUGAUUGAAAACGCUGCCUCAGGACCCCGGGGAGAACCAGGAAGUAGUGACGUCCUUGAAGGAGAUGUGCUACUGUUUACUGACCUGGACAAAGAUGAUGCUUUACCUCAAGAAACCAACAGUAAUCCUCCAUUAGAGAUACAGCCAGAGGAGACAUCCACUGCCAUGGUGAGGAGUGAUGUUGCAGAGCACUCAGCUGACCCACUCCUGCGCUCUUGCGUCAGCACAGCCAGCAUGAAGGUCAAGAACAUGAAGAAGCUGACGUUCCCCAGGGGUCACUUCCCCAGGUUGGCAGAGUGUGCUCAUUUCCACUAUGAGACUGUGGACUUUGGCAGUGUUCAGCUGGCAUUCGUAGAGGGGCAGAAUGAUGGGCUGAAGGCUGGACUGGACUCCAAAGAGCUGGUCUUCCUGGUCCAGAUCACUUGCCAGGGUCGAAACUGGCUGGUGAAGAGGUCCUAUGAAGACUUCCGUGUGCUGGACAAACACCUACAUUUAUGCAUCUAUGACCGUCGGUUCUCCCAGCUCACGGAGCUGCCGCGGCAUGACUUGAUAAAAGACAAUGUUGAGUCAGUAACCACCAUGUUGGCCACCUACCUGUCCCGCUUCUCGGCCAUCGCUGACAACAAGAUCAACUGUGGUCCAGUACUGACAUGGAUGGAGAUCGACAACAAGGGGAACCAUCUUCUGGUGUCGGAAGAAGCCUCGAUCAACGUCCCCGCCAUCGCUGCUGCUCACGUCACCAAACGUUACACGGCCCAGGCCACGGACGAGUUGACCUUCGAGGUGGGAGACAUUGUGUCGGUGAUAGACAUGCCUCCCAGAGAAGACACGGGCUGGUGGCGAGGGAAGCACGGCUUCCAGGUCGGCUUCUUCCCCUGUGACUGCGUUGAGCUGAUAAAUGACAAGAUCCCCCCCAGCGUUCAAAGCGCAGUGCCGAAGCCAGUGUGUAAGAAACACGGCAAGCUGGUGACGUUCCUGAGGUCCUUCAUGAAGUCCCGGCCGCCGCCGCAGAGGCUGCGGCAGCGGGGCAUCCUCAGGGAACGGGUGUUCGGCUGUGACCUGGGGGAACAUCUGCACAACUCUGGACACGAGGUCCCACAGGUUGUUAAGAGCUGUGCUGACUUCAUAGAAAAGCACGGCGUGGUGGACGGAAUCUACAGACUCUCCGGGAUCUCCUCCAACAUCCAGAAACUGAGGCAUGAAUUUGACUCCGAGCAGAUCCCAGAUCUGAGCAGAGAGGUCUUCAGGCAGGAUAUCCACUCGGUGGGCUCCCUCUGUAAGCUCUACUUCAGAGAGCUGCCCAACCCUCUGCUCACCUACCAGCUCUACGACAGAUUCUCAGAGGCCGUGUCCGCAGCCACCGACGAGGAGAGGCUGGUCAAAAUCCACAAUGUCAUCCAGCAGCUGCCGCCUCCUCACUACAGGACUCUGGAGUUCCUCAUGAGGCAUCUCUCCCACCUGGCCACUUUCAGCUCCACCACUAACAUGCACACGAAGAACCUGGCUAUUGUCUGGGCCCCCAACCUCCUCAGGUCCAGGCAGAUCGAGUCGGCCUGUUUCAGCGGCACGGCGGCGUUCAUGGAGGUGCGCAUCCAGUCAGUGGUGGUGGAGUUCAUCCUUAAUAACACGGAGGAACUCUUCAGUCCCAAACUUAACGCCAUCAUAAGGGAGAGCACUGGCACCAGCACCUUAUCCAGACCCAAGUCCUUGCUGGUCUGCUCCCCAUCCACUAAGUUAUUGUCUCUGGAGGAGGCGCAGGCUCGCACUCAGGCACAGCUGGGGUCCCCGGCCACGACACCAUGUCUGACCCACAGCGACUACAUCGAAGUCGGAGAGGGACCCGGGGCCCUGCUUGGCAAGUUUCACACAGUCAUCGAGCUCCCAAUGGAAAGCUGCAAGCGGCCUCCUGCCAAGGCCAAGAAGUCCCCGGUGGGCAACUGGCUGUCCUUCUUCCACUUGGGGAAGUCCCACUCCGUGUCGAAGCGCAAGCUGAAGCGGCACCCGAGCGAGCCCAACGAGAUAAAGAGCAUCGCGCUGCCAGGCGGAAGAGGCGCUAGCGGCACGCUGCGCUCCACCAAAAGUGAAGAAUCGCUCACGUCCCUGCACAAUAUUGAAGUUCCAGGAGAACCUCCGAGCUACCAGCGCCUCCGGCCGCGUUCCACCAGCGAGGCCGUCUCCGGCCUCAGCAGGGACGGCCUGCACGGCGGGCGAGCGAGGCCGGGCCGCAGAAGCCCCCCGCUGGGCGAGAGCCGCGCCGGUGCCGAGCGGGUCCGCGUCGCCGCCUUCGUUUCCAACCCGCACCAGGAGGACGACCUGGACCUUUGUCCGCCGGCUGCGGGCAUCUCUACUCUGGACUUCGACCCCAUGUCUUUCCAGUGCAGCCCGGCCUCAGCGACACCCGGACCCCCGCGCGGCACAGACGGGGGCAGGCGGAGGAGGAGCGCGGGUUGUUCCAGUGAGUCGGAGCCGGUCAACGACAACGUCAGCUCGCGGUCCCCGGACACGAGCCCGGCUCCGGGCAGAGGCGGGACGAAGCUGGUCUCACCUAAACUCAGGAAGAAGUCCUUUAAGACCCAGGCGGAUGUUCCCGGAGCGUCGGCCUCCUCCUCUCCACCGGUGGAUGGAAAGGAGCCAAGAACACACUUUCAGCACUGCAGCCCACUCAGCACAGCGAGCCAGGCAUCAGCCCUGACCGAGCUCAGUCAGCCCGCUCAGAACCUGCCUGAUCCAGGAACAGAUAGACUUAUGAGUUCAGUGUCUGUUCUCCCUCCUCACCCUCCCCUGACGAGUGCCGCGCGCAAGCUGGCCCUGGCUCUGGCUGAAUCUGCGCAGAAGGCCGCCGGCGGCGCCCAGAGACGCCCCCACGGCCCGCCCCCCCCUCUGCAGGGUCCGGAGGCCCCCCGCGGCCAGGACCGGCCGCCCCGGCCCACCGUUCUGGACCUGGGUGCGUCCCAGGAGGCCUUCGAGCCCGACGCCUCCGCCCUGUCCCAGUGGCGCGGCCCCGCCCACUUCCUGCCGCCGCACCUCGACGGGCAGGAGGGCGCCUGCAAUUUCACGCCCAACGUCAGCCCGCUCGGCUCGGGCAGCCUGGACGACGGCAGCGCCGAGCGGAGGGGGGGUCGAGGGGAGCGGCCGCGGAGGGACGGCGCAGGAGGCGAGCCCACCUACCAGAGCAUCGGGGUCUCGACGCCCACUCCGCCCGUGGGCGCGGCGCGGAGCCCGUCCGCGUCGCCCGUCUACAUGAAUGCCGACUCCAUCAACGUCUUCAACUUCCGAGCCGUUCUGGCCGAGACCUCCGUGCCGGCCUCCGUCGAGGAGGUGCUUCCGCGUCCCGCGCGCCGCCACUGCCCGGAGGUCGCGGUGGAGGACGUCUGCUCACGUCGCCGCCACCAGCAUCGGCCGACCCACACGCACCACUGCCCCAGAGCGGACGCUCUGCUCCAGCACCCGUCCGGUCCACGGAGCCUGUACAGGCAGUCGUCCGAGACGCGCCGCAGCACGCUGGGCCUGAGGCACCCCCUGUCGCCCCAGUACCGCCGUUACCAUAGAGACGAGCAGCCCGUCGGCAGCUGCCACCGAAAGCAGGGCCCGCGGCCCGAGGCCAGGGGGGCGGGGCAUCCGGCCAUCCGCAGGGCGCGCUCCUUCCACGCCCCUCACUUCAGCCACUACGAGCUGGCCGAGGCGGAGGUCCCGCCCCCCGGCGCCAUGUUCUACAUGGAGCAGGCGCCGAGCGAGGCGCCGCAUCGGCCGCUGCUCCAGUUCCCCGUUCGCUUCGAGAGCUGCUACAGCCCGUACUCGGACGCGGGCGCGGCGGACGGCGCCCGCUGCUACGUGGAGCCCCCGCGCCGCGCCGCCGGCGGCGUCCGUCACAGCCAGUCGUACACCGUGCACUCCAGCGGCGGACAGGCCGAUUACUGCAACUACUCGCCGCCUGUCAACAGGGAGCUGUACAUACAAAGCAGGGACACCGUGGUCUACGAGGCCAGAGACGCGGGCGUUUUUGAAAGAGUCGUGUAUCAGCCGAUCCGGCAGGACCGACGCCAGAACGCCUGCCCCGUGGUUUCGCCCUACGCCGGCGCCGCCUCCCCGACCGACAGGGACACACUGGGCAGAGACAUAAUGCACAUCCGGAGCAAGUCGGACCCCGGGAACGCCUGCCUGCUUUCCGCCGACGGGACCGAAAGCCAGGGUUCGGCCGCCGCCGCCGCCUCCCCGCCGUCCCUGAGGCCUCGGCUGGAGCCCGGGGACGUCCGGCAGCAGGGCGGAGCCUCCAGGCGCAUUCAGAUCAGAGACAGCUCCCCUCAGCAGCCUCCGCUCCGCAAAGUCCCCUCGCUUCCAGAGAGGGGCUGCCCCGACUUCAAGAGCGCCGAACGCAACGACAGGGGCCUCGCGCGGGGUCUGGACCCGGGGCGGGCGAUGGCGGCCAGCGCAGUCAACAGCCUGUGCGGCGCCGCGAGGCCCAGCAUCCUCAGGAGACCCGGGCGCUCGCAGAGCACCAGGGAGAACCGCCACUACUACCGUUACGACACCAAAUCCCCCGCGGAGCCCGAACAUCUGGGCUCUUUUUCCACUCAGCCCAACAGAAGGACUCAGAGCACCAAAGUCAGGCCCACACAAUACGACCACAUGGAGAGGUAUUACGCCGCGCCGAGACUUAAAUCCGCCAGAUCCGCCAAAGCCGCGACAGGAAAUUUGCCCGGCCAGGGCUGCGUGUCUCCGAGCGGCCACAGGCUGCUGGCCGAGGCUCUGGGCCGCCAGGCCUUUUAUCAUGCUGCUCUGACAUCAGAGACCGGGGUCUACGAGUGAAUCCAACCACACAGCUCUGCAGCCGGGCCAAAGGAGAACAGCACUUUAUCCUCUGCCAGACCAACACACUCUUCCACUGAGGGUUUUUUUUUUCUACUUCCAGCGCUGCUACAACAGUGUGACAUUAGUGUAGGAAUCCGUACUGCCAUCGCCGGCGGCUUUUGAGACAUCGCAAAGGGAAAACAGAGCACUGUCUUGGAUUUACAGUAGAUACUUUGAAGGAGGGGAAAUGUUGCGUUAGUCGAGGACAAACUAAAGUAACAGGGUUUAUUAACAAUAAAAGAUCUUCAUUGUAAAUGUAUUUGUACAAAUAACACACUGCUAACAUGUGUCCAAUGUACUGUACAUCCUGUUUUCUAGUUCAGUCUUCUCAGACUUCAAGCACUUUUGGGGAUAACUGGAUAAAACACAUUGUCUUAACGUGCUGUACAUGAAGCCUCUUGAUAUACAGUAUAUAUUUUUCCUGUGAGCAACAGUUUGCUCUGAGUAAUCGUGAAAUCCUAAAGGCCCAUUUCCGUCCAAAAGGUCGCAGUACUUUUCUUUCCUGGGAACUAGGAUCCAGGGAGCUUCCCCUCAGAGGACCUGUGAUUCGCUUUGGGUUUCCACCACAGCACAGGGAGAUUUCAGCCGCUGUACGAAAAGCACAUUAGUCUGAUGCUUCUUACGUUCCCGGUUCCUAGUCACCAGGAAAGGUUCUGCCAGUGGAAAUGGGCCUAAUCAGCACUUUGGCGGGCGGGUCAUGGACGUGAGAAGGUGACCUUCUAACGUCUGACGUUUUUACUCCAUCACACGUUGUAUAAUGCGAUCUUCAAAUGCUGAGUGCUGUGGUUUCCAUUCAGUAACGGCUGUACCAUGGUAAAAUACGCUACACAGUCAGCGCAGAUCAGCUUCUCCAGUUUGUGACAAAGUGUUUUUUUUGUGGUUUUGUCACAAACUGACAUAUUUUCCUCUUUUAGGGAACCUUUAACAGUGAACUAUGAUCUCGUUUUAUUCACAAAGAUGCUAUUUCAAAUCCAAACAUGUAGAUGGAAAUGUUCUGUUAAGACAUGAUAAAUGCAUUAUUUUAGUGAGACUCUUAAAAAUAAAGGUGUUAUCGGUGA
This is a messenger RNA of Betta splendens (Siamese fighting fish), 6362 nucleotides long. It is a transcript of the gene arhgap32a, whose product is annotated as Rho GTPase activating protein 32a. NCBI's taxonomy places the organism in Eukaryota, Metazoa, Chordata, Actinopteri, Anabantiformes, Osphronemidae. Gene Ontology annotation, molecular function: phosphatidylinositol binding; protein binding; GTPase activator activity. Gene Ontology annotation, biological process: small GTPase-mediated signal transduction. The record is from RefSeq and is a predicted model, not a curated record. Gene Ontology annotation, cellular component: cell cortex; Golgi apparatus; nucleoplasm. The coding region runs from base 430 to 5262 and encodes 1610 amino acids. The transcript has 22 exons.